This is a messenger RNA of Anolis carolinensis (green anole), 6885 nucleotides long. It is a transcript of the gene abcd2, whose product is annotated as ATP binding cassette subfamily D member 2. Lineage: Eukaryota; Metazoa; Chordata; Lepidosauria; Squamata; Anolidae. The transcript is spliced from 10 exons. Bases 291 to 2558 code for a protein of 755 amino acids. Gene Ontology annotation, biological process: long-chain fatty acid import into peroxisome; peroxisome organization; very long-chain fatty acid catabolic process. The record is from RefSeq and is a predicted model, not a curated record. Gene Ontology annotation, molecular function: ATP hydrolysis activity; ATP binding; long-chain fatty acid transmembrane transporter activity. Gene Ontology annotation, cellular component: peroxisomal membrane.
CAACCUUGAAGAAGCGCGAGCCGAAGACACAACGGCCGCGUCGCGAGGCUAGGGUUCCCCAAGGGCCUGGCGCAGCCAAUGAGCGGGCGGCAGGGGCGGGGCUUGAGAAGGGACAUUGAGAGGGAGAGAAAGCGGGCGGGCGCGAGGUAGAUUAUUGUGGCGAGGAGCGGCGCGCGGGGCAUGGCCCGAGGUGCCCGGCGAAGGCAGGGCGAUGGCGGCGGCCGAGAGGGCAGGUUGAGGGAGAAGUGGUCCUUCUUCCCUCCGCCGGCCCUCUCCUGAGGGGAGCCACCAUGAGCACGGCGCUGGAGCCCCCCGCGAGGCAGGCAUGGAGCCGGUCGAGCGCGGCGGCGGCGUUGAGGCGGGCUGCUUGCUUGGCGGCGGCGGCGUACGGGCUGAGGCUGCUCUGGCGCCUCAGGAAGAAAAGAGCGCCGUCGCCUCAGCAUCCUCGCCCGCCGCAGGAGGAAGAGGCGAGCGCGAGCGGUCCUUUUCUCCUUCCUGAGGCGUCGUCGCUGUUGCUGCGGCCUUCCUCGUCUUCCUCUUCGUCGGCGGCGGCGCUGCCCCGCGGCUCCCCGGCGGCCAACGCGGAGUUCUUCCGCCAGCUGCUGGAGCUGCGCCAGAUCCUCUUCCCGCAGCUGCUGGGCCGGGAGAGCGGCUGGCUGGGCCUGCACUCCGUGGCCCUGGUCUCGCGCACCUUCCUGUCCAUCUACGUGGCCGGCCUGGACGGCAAGAUCGUCAAGAGCAUCGUGGAGAAGAAGCCCCGGCGCUUCGCCUGGCAGCUGCUCAAGUGGCUGGCCAUCGCCGUCCCCGCCACCUUCGUCAACAGCGCCAUCCGCUACCUGGAGGGGCAGUUGGCCCUGGCCUUCCGCACCCGCCUCGUGGCCCACGCCUACCGCACCUACUUCGCCGACCAGACCUACUACAAGGUCAUCAACAUGGAUGGGCGCCUGGCCAACCCCGACCAGUCCCUCACCGAGGACAUCGCCAUGUUCUCCCAGUCCGUGGCCCACCUCUACUCCAACCUCACCAAGCCCAUCCUCGACGUCGUGCUCACUUCCUACACCCUCAUCCAGACCGCUCGCUCACGGGGGGCCAGCCCGGUGGGACCCACCUUACUGGCAGGUCUCGUCGUCUACGCCACCGCCAAGGUCCUCAAGGCCUGCUCGCCCCGCUUUGGGAAGCUAGUAGCCGAGGAGGCCCAGCGCAAGGGCUACCUGCGCUACGUCCACUCCCGCAUCAUUGCCAACGUGGAAGAGAUCGCCUUCUAUAGAGGGCACAAGGUAGAAAUGAACCAACUCCAGAAAAGCUACAAAGCUCUGGCAGACCAAAUGAACCUCAUUUUAUCCAAACGUUUGUGGUACAUCAUGCUAGAACAGUUCCUGAUGAAGUAUGUAUGGAGCAGCAGCGGUUUGAUCAUGGUAGCUGUACCAAUCAUCACUGCAACAGGAUUUGCAGAUGGCGAAUUAGAAGAUGGUCAGAAACAAGCCAUGGUGAGUGAACGGACGGAAACAUUCACUACUUCACGGAAUUUAUUGGCUUCGGGAGCAGAUGCUAUUGAGAGGAUCAUGUCUUCUUACAAAGAGGUCACAGAGCUAGCAGGCUACACAGCUCGUGUGUACAACAUGUUUACAGUCUUUGAUGAAGUGAAGAGAGGCAUUUACAAAAGAUCAGCUGUUUUUCAAGAAUGUGAUAGCAACAACAAGAAGAGUGAAAAAACAGGAAGACAUAUUGAUGGUCCCUUAGAAAUCAAAGGAAGAGUGAUAGAUGUUGAUCAUGGAAUUAUCUGUGAAAAUGUUCCUAUUAUUACCCCAAACGGAGAUGUGGUGGUUUCCAGGCUAAACUUCAAAGUUGAGGAAGGGAUGCAUCUUCUAAUCACUGGGCCCAAUGGCUGUGGGAAGAGCUCUCUCUUCAGAAUUCUCAGUGGCUUAUGGCCUGUCUAUGAAGGAGUUCUCUACAAACCACCUCCCCAACAUUUGUUCUAUAUUCCACAAAGGCCUUAUAUGUCCAUUGGAACGCUGCGGGAUCAAGUUAUCUAUCCUGACUCAGUGGAUGACAUGCAUGAAAAAGGGUACCAAGACCAGAACCUUGAGUGUAUCCUGCAGAUUGUUCAUUUAAAUCACAUAGUACAAAGAGAAGGGGGGUGGGAUGCUGUGACAGAUUGGAAAGACGUCCUGUCUGGAGGAGAAAAACAGAGGAUGGGCAUGGCUCGUAUGUUUUACCACAAGCCCAAAUAUGCUUUGCUAGAUGAAUGUACAAGUGCUGUCAGCAUUGAUGUUGAAGGGAAGAUAUUCCAGGCAGCAAAGGGAGCAGGGAUAUCUUUGCUUUCAAUAACACAUAGGCCAUCUCUUUGGAAAUAUCACACACACUUGCUACAGUUUGAUGGGGAAGGAGGCUGGCGCUUUGAACAGUUGGACACUGCUAUCCGCUUAACCCUCAGUGAGGAGAAACAAAGACUAGAAUCCCAGCUUGCAGGAAUGCCAAAAAUGCAACAGAGACUGAAUGAACUUUGCAAAAUCUUAGGUGAAGAUUCUGUGCUUAAAACGAUGGACAAAGAGGAAUAAAUGAUUUAGUUUUUAUUCCCCCCUCCCAAUUUUUUAAGUUAUUGAAGCACUUUUAUUUCUGAUACACUCUGGUUUGCAUGUACUGUGAUUAGCUUAGAAUGAAUGGAAUUGGUAAGAAGGUAAAAUGCUUCAGAAAGUCUUCAACCUUAUAAUGUUAUGGAGGAAGAGUCAAAUUAAUGCUGUGCCGAAUGCCUAGUGCCGAGUCCUAGUGAUGACUGAUUUUUCAGUAUAAAAAUGGGGUUCUUGAAGGUGUGAAAAGCCUCUUGCAAAACUUCUUAAAUUAAUAAUCUCCCAUCUGUUGUUUGUGUCUGUAUGUCCCUGAUAUGAUUGUGUUGUGAUGCUAAAUUUGGGGGUUGUGUUUUUAAUGUGCAAUCACUGUGAUGUUAUAUACAGUGUCACAUUGAAAAACAAAGUUGGACACUGGAUACCAUGGGUGAUGGCAAACAACCUCUCCUAUUGCCUUGACUCUGAAUGUGGGAAUGGGGAAGGGUAAUACCUUCCCCCGUCAAUUCUGCAUGGCAAAAUUAUUUUCCCCCCAAUCUGGCUAUUGCAGUCAACUGUUACGCACAAAUAUGUUGGAUGGCAUACGAUGUGUACCAGAUAUAGAACCAAAUGUAAUUUCAGAACUGUGCUGUCUUUCAGCUAAAAGGUUCUCAAGGUGUUCUACAGAGAUUAACAAAAAGGGGGAUAUGAGAACAUAUGUAACAAACAAAUGUUAGAAAGUUAUAAUAAAUCUUCAAAACAACCAGGAGUCUAUGUGUGCACACACAUUGGCCAAACAAAAGGUGUGAAGAUCUGUUGGGAUACAGAGACUGGAUGGCUAUCUGUUGAAAGUGCUUUGAUUGUGCUUUUCCUGCAUGGCGGGGGUUGGACUUGAUGGCCCAUGUGGUCUCUUCCAACUCUAUGAUUCUAAUCGCUAAUUGGAGGAAUGUUGGAGAGCAUGGUUCUUAAUAAGCCUCAAUAAAACAAGGCCCUGUUGUGUUGCAACAUUAUUUUCUGCUUCAGUGACAAACACUCAAAUUCUUACGAUCUUCCACUUCUUACUGUCAGACUAAGCCAAGCAUAUUAAUAUAAAAUUCCUCAGAGAAUUUUACAUGCCUCUUGCUUCACUGUCUGGUACUUCACAAAAAUUAAAACAAUACAAUGAAACACAUGUUCAUGUUUAAGAUAGGGGUAGCUCAACAACAUCUCAGUAACCCUAAUUUCAGGCAUAUUCCUUUUUCUCUAAAAAAGAUCUCAUGAAAAUGUCAAGCGGAAUCAUAUACUCAGUUAAAUGGUGCUGCUCCUUUGACUUUCUCAUCACAAUAACACAGUCUCUCCCUUGCAGCUCUGCUUCCCUAACAAUAGCUUUUAUAGAUGUCUGGUUGGAGAGGAAGGUGGCAAAGGAAGUUGGAAAGCCAGCUUUGGUUGCAAAAACAGUCCUUGAAAUGCGUAUAACAGUGAAUUAUUUUCUUAAUUUUUAAAGGUAAUUUGUAUUUUUCUGGACAUCCAAAACUUCAUCCGUGUUCUUUCACAGCUAAUCAAUUGCUUAUCAAUUCAGGGAUGACUCCAGGUGGAAGAAACAUGGAAUGGCAUGUAAUGACUGUAAUUCUCCUGCAACAGAUACAGUGCCCCAGUAGGUUGGCUUCAAGAGCAUUGGAGAAAACAAAGAUGGUGGUUGCAUGCUGCCACCCACAGUAUCCACAAAACAGUGGUCAAAAUGUUCCCAAUAGCUACCUGAAGAUAACAAUACUGAAGCUUGCAGGACUUGACAAUGGGGGGUGUCCUUUUUCUUGUUACUUGCCACUUUGAGAGCAGCUUCACACCUUCACACCAAACUGUGUAAAACCCAUAAAUUAUUAAGGAGGGUGAUGGUAGUGGUAGGAAUGUUCCCAAAAGACACUCUUCCAUUUCGGCUCAGCACUGAUUUGACUCCAGAAAAUUAAGUAGAUUGUAUAUAUAUAUAUAAUUGGUCACUGUAUUUUACCAUAGGUCCCAAAUGCAUUGAAUUCCCAGUAUUCCUGGGAAACUACUUAUGUGGUUAGAUUAUUUUGUUAGAUUGUUUCAGAACCACCCAUCUGCCACGUGCAUAUGAUAUGCCUGCUGUGUACAGCUCAUGAGGCAUGUUACCCAGGCAUCGAGAAACAUAAGGGCAGGUUUGUGGUGAGUAUGCAGAUGCAUAGCUGAAAAACAAGCCAAACAGGGAUGGAAGGGAAAGAAAUGUUAUUUUAAUCCAUUUGAAAAUGAUCUCUUCUUCAACUGCUAACUUAUGCAUGCCAGUAGCCCUGUUUUCCUAGGAGAUAACAAGAUGACAGCCAAACUAAAAGAUUUACAUUAGAAAUGACCUAGGUUUCCAUUCCAAUCACGGAGGAGUGACAAGGAAAACAUACAGCAUAUAACAAAUAGCAAAUGUCCCACAAGGCUGGAGAAUAUUUUAUCUCUUUUGCACUACCUCAUUGAUUGGGAGAACAUAGCAGCAUGUGCAAGGUUCUUUUUUGUGUCUUCUAAACUUCCCAAAAACUCCCAGAUGACUAUUUAAUUUUUCAUUGGGUCAAAAAAAGGCUCCCAAAAACGUUUCUUAAACCACCUGGAACACACUUGGGCACCAAAACAAGCUAAAUUCCCACUGCCAAAACUUGCUUUAAAUAACAAAAAUCAAAUAAAGAUGGACUAGACAACACUGAAAGUACAAAAAACACUUUUGAUGAUUUCUGAGUAUUUUUGGUGUUUUUUUUAGCAUAAAAAUUCACAGCUAGACUCUGGAACAAAAUUGGGGCACCAUCAAAUCACAACUCCUGCUAUACAGUGAGUAUGAAUUCAGAAGCUAUGUUAGGUUUCUCUCUUUGCCCUUUCUAACGAAUUUAUAAUAUCUUUGGAGAAAUAUUUAAAGGAAUAAGAAUAUGAUGUGUCUUGUAGCACCUUAAAGACUACUAAGUUUUAUUCAGCAUAAAAUGGAUUCCAGCUCUGAUCAUCAGACAUAUCUACAAAGAUUAUGCCAAAUAAGUGUUAUGUUAAAUAAAAUAGAUUAGUCCUUAAGGUGCCACAAGGCUCUUUAUUGCUGUUUUUGGUUCAACACAGCUAACCACAUGGGGAAGUAAACUCUGAUUAUCAUGGAUUUUCAAAAUACAGUAGCCCCUCCAUUUUUGUAGUGGUUUCAUAGGGCUAAAGAACCUCUAUAAUAGUGGGAAAACUGCAAAUUAAAAAAAAAAAACCUACUAUAUUGUUUACCCGAGAGAACACUAUCCUAAGAAUCUUUAGGUACUUAAUGACCUAGAAUCCCAUAGAAUUGUACUGGAGGACACAGAUUCCAAGAGAAGUGUUUUCUCUACAAAUCUCCAACAUGACUCUGGACAACUUAUAGUGAAAGUUAAACAUACAAUUGCCCUGGAGGACCUAGAGAUUCCUAAAGAGAAAUAUUUAUUCUAAGAAAGUUAAAGAUGCAAAUGUGAAGAAGGUCCAGCUGUGACAGAAAGGCUGCAGUCCAUGUUAAUAGUCUCAUCCCACAUCCAUUUACUUGGGAAUCAAGACCAGAUAAUUCCUUUUGAGUUUACAUUCAAACAAGGGAUUUUGUGUGCACCUUCUGCAUGUCAGGGACAUUUUUUAAAAGUAAAAAAAAAAAGUUUCAUAUUCAUUAGUUCUAUCCAGGGAAAGCAUAUAAUUUAGAUUUGCUUGUAACCCCCCCCCCCCCAAAAAGGUCAUUCUUUCCUUAGAGUUCUUGAUAAUUAAAAAAUUCAAUUUAGAUGAGCCAAUCCACACUCUCAGUGCCAAUUUAGGAUUGCAAACAACACAUUUCUUUCAGAAUUAGACUUCAGGUUUAAAGGGAAUAAAGCUUAUUUCUGUUGGAUAGAUAAGUUUUUAAGUAAAAGUUCACCCAUUAAAUUUCAUUUGCUUGAAAAGAAGACACCUGACUGCAAUUAUGCACUGAUACCAUGUGGUGGUGGUGUAUACCUUUACCUUGUACAUAUGAGCCUGCAGUCCUAUACUAACAUACCUGGGACUAAGCCCUGCUAAUUUGGGGCUUCUCUUUGAGUAGUUUUUUUUAUUGGAUUGUAUUGUAACUGCACUAUAACAAAAUUAACUCAAACACAGGUCGGGAUGGAGUUACCAAGAAGACGAUUUGCUGCUCAGAUAAUGUAACAGUGAUCUCAGCCUAGCAUGCAGUAAGCAACUCAACAGGCUUACUUUGAUCUGUCUACAUGUAAACCUGGGCAACCUUUGCUGACAGUGAGUAGCUUGUUCUUAGUAGAGGAGAUCAUAAAGCAUGUGUACAGCAUAGACUCAGUACCUAUGUAUUGCACAUUUCUUGAUACUUUGUGCCUAUGCUAAUAAGAGUUCUUUUGAUUUAGAA